AUGCCUUCCAACACAAACUCUACUACGCAGCCAUCCCCUGCGCUGCGUAGGCCCCGCCGUCCGUCUCGGUUAUCAAGCCAUUCUGGAUCUUUCCCUUCUGCAAGCACAUCUGCUUCGCCCACAAGGUCGUAUCCCUUUGCUGAAUCAUCAAUCUCCGGCAUCAUCCCUCCUCAUUUCGCCGACAUGCCGUUCGUUGGAACACCCUUCACCCUUGGAGAGCGGCCAUAUGAAUACCCUUUCCCCUCGCCCGCCACUGAAUCUCUCCCAAACCUUCCUAUUCUUUCCGGCUCUUCGGCGCUCAAGCAUGCAUAUCAUCCUCGAACAUCAAGUGAAGGCAACGAUUCGCCUCCCACCUUGUCUGGAACUGGCCUCGUCAACGCGGCAUCGGCCCUGGCGAAUCACGUACAUCCGCCAUCUUCCUAUGUUCGACCUGUUGCAUCUCUCCUGAAACGGCGAGCAUCGUCUACAGGUAGCCACUCAUCCGUGAGCUCCAACGGCGCUGUGCUUCACCACUCUGCGGCUCUUGGACUCGGCCAGGAGCCACCCGUCCCACCCGGUCUACUGGCACGCGAUACGGGCCCUCUUAGCCCUCGAUUGCGGGGCGAGACUGCUGCCGCCUCGUGGAGACGACCCCAUAAGCCUAGCGAGAACAAGUGA
Serendipita indica DSM 11827 is the source of this 657-nucleotide messenger RNA. Lineage: Eukaryota; Fungi; Basidiomycota; Agaricomycetes; Sebacinales; Serendipitaceae. The record is from the annotation of a GenBank genome assembly.